Messenger RNA from Lachancea lanzarotensis, 1191 nucleotides. Its product is annotated as LALA0S01e02366g1_1. The transcript has a single exon. Bases 1 to 1191 code for a protein of 396 amino acids. NCBI's taxonomy places the organism in Eukaryota, Fungi, Ascomycota, Saccharomycetes, Saccharomycetales, Saccharomycetaceae. The record is from RefSeq and is a predicted model, not a curated record.
AUGGACCAAUCGAAUAGUAAGGUAGCAUACGUGAGGAUAGACAACCUACCUCCGGGCAAAACAUGGCGCCAAGUCAAGUACAUGGUGGGCGGGUUGAUACAUCACACGUCGAUCCUACAGGUCAAAAUGCUUCCUCCUGUGCAAUCGAUAGUUCCACCCUUCAUGCCAUUCCAAAGCUGCAUCGUUUCUUUGAAACGCUCAGACGGGCAACUGAACCGUCUUCUCAUCGACCUAAACGGAUAUACGUGGGAGUACUACCGGCUUAUGGCGUAUGCUGUUCCUCCUUUGCAUGCACCUAACAACUCUGCUUUUUUAGCAGCCGGACCUACCACGGGUUUGGAUCAACUCAAUCCUCCUGCAUCUGUACAAAGCUCCACUGCAACUCCUGUACCACCGCCUUCGGCUCAACUGAUGAUGCCUUUCGCACCCAUGCCUCCGAUGUACUAUCCAGCAACUCGAUCACAGCCUUUUCCUAGAGAUACUUACCUUCGACAGCAAAAUAACCAAUUUGGAAGGAAAAUGCGACAAGUAUUCAGUGAAGAAAGUUUUCGCCGGCAAAUGAGUGCUAGAGGUAUGCAUCAGUUAUCAUUGGGCGGAUUUCCGCCUUGCUUGCAUUGGGACGUGAAUGGAAAUUAUGGACUAACUCCCCAGGAGCCAUUGUCUUCCACAGGAAACCCAAAGAUACACAUCAAGACCGCUCAUCCUGAAUAUUUUGGGAAGCUGAAAUGGACGGUCUUGAAAGAUUUCAUAAAGCUAAAGUGUCAGAGGUUGUUGGAAAUGGAAACAUCUGGAGCUGCAACCAAUACCAGGGAGUUUUAUGUGGGCGUAUAUGAGGAUGCAGAGACAGCAGUAGAUGUUGAGGUUUUGGAUUCAACUUCUGAUUCGGCUUCAACUCAUUCUACAGAUCUCAAAGAACACGAUGUGGUCAACGACGUGGUCGACAACGAGGUCGACAACGAACGUAUUGAACAAACCGGAAGCAGUUUGGAAGAAAUAGACAAAACCGCUGAAAAUCUAGAGGCGUUGUCGUUAGACUCUGAUCAUCGCGUUGUUUCUGCUACUAUUUACAAAGCCAUCGUCGGUUUCCAUUCACGAGAGCUGUGUGAUCUGUGUAGAGAUAGUCUCCAGGAUCAGGAAUAUUCACUGGGCUAUAAAUUGACGGUAAACGAGCUUCCUCUAUUGGAAUGGUGA